AUGGAGAGCGCGAAAACUAAAGCUCAUCGAAAAAGCCUAGACAAGAUAAAGUUGUUCUUUCUGUCACUCGCGAAUAUGGUGUCAGAUCACGUCGUCAAGCUCUGCUGCGACUCAACCACGGUCAGCUCCGAGCUGGCAAAAGACCCAAGAGUAGCGCCGUCAACUAUUAUCGAUCGUAUCUACGGGCGCUAUCCAAGAAACCGCACCAGCAGUCCCAGCACACAGCGCCAACAAGCAUCUACGGAGCAGCAGCAGGCGGCGCUCAAGUGCGGCAAAUGGGGCCCGACAGCACCGAGCCCCUUGUUCCUGCAAGCUUUCGCUGAUGCUCUCAACUGCCUCGAUGCGGAUGCACAGUCUGGUGUGGUGUCGCCUCCGCUGAUGGGAUCUCAUGGCACAGCGCCGCUGACAGUCAUUGCACCGUUGGCCGAUGCCAUACGACACUGCGCCAAUCUGAUUGCGUCCGCAGAGCGCGAGGUCUUCUUUGUGACCUGCUCCUGGUCCCCUUCGCUUGCGCAGAGGCUGAUCCGAGGCGCCCUGUUGGAGCUUUCCCGACGCGCCGGGACAAGGAACCAGCGGGUCAAGGCACACUUCAUGUACGACUCGGCUGGUCUCUCCAAUCUCUCCGACUCUCACGCCCGGGUGAAGCAGGGGUCAUAUACGGGCAAGUCUGUCGGCCUGCCGGCUCCGGAUGAAAUUCCCAACAUUGAUCUCGAGGUCAUGAACUUGCAUACCAUUCCAUUGGGCACACUGCAUUCGAAAUUCUGUGUUGUAGAUGGAAAAUAUGCAGCCAUCAUGAGCAACAACAUGGCAGACAAUGACAACAUGGAAAUGAUGGUUCAUCUAGAAGGGCCCAUUGUUGAAAGCGUUCGUGAUGCAGCAAUCAUCACUUGGUACGAGCAGCUGAAAGAAGCGCCAACUGCCGCUGACAACGCGGCACCGACCUCACUAAAUUCAGAACCCGCGCCAAAUGGGACUUUGAAGCCAGAUGAGGCGUUGCAAGCAGUGACAGAGAUUCACGGAUCGACGGAUGGAACGGCGCCGGUCUUAUCGGUCCAUACGCCAGACGAGCCACAUUUCGACAGCCACAUCGCUGACGAAAUUCUUCGAGUGCAAGGCAAUUACCACCCCAGACCUGGGGAGAGCUUUGUUGCUGCAGCAAACCGUGUGCUCAAUCUCGCCAUAAAAACACCCAUCCCCCCCACAGGGCCAGACUUUACCGAGCAAGAUCAGAUGACGCCGUAUAUAGAGACGACAACACAGCAAGCCGUCCCCAUGGCUCUCGUAUCUCGGCCGCCGUAUGGUCGCUUCAGCUCCAAAAACGCCAACGUCCCGCAGAACGAGGCGUGGCUGUCGCUCAUUCGCAACGCGAAGCGAGACAUCUUCAUCCAAACGCCAGAUUUAAACGCGGCGCCUCUUCUCCCAGAAAUCGUGGCCGCGCUGAAUCGGGGCGUUGAGACGACGAUAUACACUUGCUUCGGAUACAACGACCUGGGCGAAAUGAUACCCGGGCAGGGCGGCACCAACGACCAGGUGGCCAUGUCUCUGCUGGCGUCGCUCCCGGCCGACAGCGGCCACCCGGCGCGGUCCCUGCUUCACUUUCACAACUACGUCGGCAAGGACCAGGACCACCCGAUCCACCAGUCGUUCAAGGCGCGGUCGUGCCACAUCAAGCUGCUCAUCGUCGACGGCAGCGUCGGCAUCCAGGGCAGCGGCAACCAGGACACGCAGUCCUGGUUUCACAGCCAGGAGGUCAAUGUCAUGAUUGACAGCAGCGAUAUUUGCGAAAAGUGGAGGGCGUGCAUCGACAGGAAUCAGAAUACGAAGCACUUUGGCCGGGUGGCUGAUGACGGGGUGUGGAGGGACGCGGACGGCAAGCCGGGAGCUGGAUACAUGGGCGACCCAGGACCCGUCACAGGUCUUUUUAAAGGUGUGGUUGGCAUGUUUAUGAAGAUGGAGGGUUUGGGCGGACUUCGGUAG
This is a messenger RNA of Akanthomyces muscarius, 1977 nucleotides long. RefSeq lists its product as uncharacterized. The transcript has 2 exons. The record is from RefSeq and is a predicted model, not a curated record. Bases 1 to 1977 code for a protein of 658 amino acids. NCBI's taxonomy places the organism in Eukaryota, Fungi, Ascomycota, Sordariomycetes, Hypocreales, Cordycipitaceae. Gene Ontology annotation, molecular function: catalytic activity.